UCUCUCUCUCUCUCUCUCCCUACAGUCUGGCAUCUCGAUGGCGUCGCCUCAGGUGCAGCACCCCGACUCGGAGCUCGACCGAUCCCUAACCACUCUUGACAACUUCCUCGCCCUCCUCGGCUUCCGCCAGUGCAGCUGCCUCAGGGCCACGGUCUCCUGGGCCGCCUUUUCUCUGCUCGCCGUCGCCCUGCCCCUCUUCGCGCUCGAGCUGCUGAGGUGCACCGGCGGCUGCGACAAGUUCGAAAUCCAGACUUUCGAGCUCGACAUCCUCGUUUCCCGGGCGGUCACCGCCGCCAUUUCACUCCUCUGCGUCUCCCGGAAUCUGAGCAAGCACGGGAUACGCAAGGCCCUCUUCGUCAAUCGUUGCCACGGCCACGUCACUCAGUUCCGCAAACAGUAUCUUCACAAGAUCCGUGUUUUUUACUGCUUGCUGGCUUCAUGGUUCGGGGUUUGCUUUUUAUUGAAGGCAGCACGUGAGGUUACUCGGUUGGUUUAUAUGCAUCAUGGUCCUUUGUGGUUGUCCGUCACCUUGUUUUUCGUUUGUCUGUUGUCAUGGUCUUAUUCAACACUCGUCUUUCUAUCCGGAUGUGCUUUGUUUCAUUUGGUCGGAAAUUUGCAAAUAAUACACUUUGAGAAUUACGGGAAGCUUCUUGAGAGGGAUUUGGAUGUUUCGGCUUAUAUAGAGGAGCAUAUGAAUCUAUCCUAUGACUUGUCAAAAAUAAGUCACAGAUUCAGGAUAUUCCUUCUGCUGGAGUUCUUAGUCAUCACAGCUAGUCAGUUUAUGUCUUUACUGCAGACUACAGAGAAUCAGGGUAUCAUCAACUUCAUCAACGGAGGUGAUUUUGCGGUAUUGGAAAUCGAUAUUGUUAUUAAGUUCGUCGAACUUAAAUUUCCUGGACUUAUUGAUGUUGCUAUACCGAUGUUGAAUGCUCUUAGAUUACUAAUAAAUGAUCUGGGGCCUACUAAUUGUUUAACUUGUCAAGAUCCUUGUGUGCUAUCGAUCGUUCAAUUAGUGGGAAUAGUUCUCUGUCUUAAUGUGGCGGCAAAGAUAUCACAUAGAGCCCAGAGUCUUGGUUCAAUUGCUAGUAGAUGGCAUGCUUUGGUUACUUGCAAUUCUAAUGAGGAUUUGCGAUCUGCAGUUGUUGAAAAUUCUGGAAAUUCUGAAUUCUGCACGACUGCAGCUUCAUUAUCUGUAAAUUAUUCAGAGAGUGAUUUGGAGUCAGCUGAUUACAUGCCUCUGCCGGCAAAUGUGCAGCCAACCUCUUCUACAUCAUAUAAUAGGAGGCAAGCCUUUGUUGCGUAUGUGCAGUCGAAUACUGGUGGAUUCACAAUCUUUGGAUGGGUAAUUGAUCGGAUACUCAUUAAUACAAUCUUCUUUACUGAGCUAUCGCUUGUUUUCUUUGUUCUGGGGAAGACUGUCACAAUCACUGUCAGAUAAGUACUACGAACAAGUUUUCACCUGCUGCAGUAAUCCCAUCCUAAAAUCGUGCCAUUUAUGAUUCAGUAAUUUUAUCUUUACAUUCUCGCCUUCAUUUUUGAUAGCACAUACUUUAUAUACUGAGGAAAGAAGAUUUUGGUCCAUGCAAGAAUCAGAAAAAAUUUAGGGUUAAAAGCCAUUAAAUCAAUUUUCACAAAGUUGAACUAAUUAUCUUCACUGCUACAGCUGCAGAAAUUAUUUGUGUGCAGAAAUGAUUUGUGUUGUAGAGAUGGUUGUAUGGCUGUUGUUUUUCUUUGUAUUUUUGCUGGAGCUGGUAAAGGUAAAGAUGUUUCUAGUCAUGUAUUUAUUUUUUUAUUUACCCCAUGCCAUUCUGUAGCCAAGUAAAACUCAAAUAUUUAAGCGUUUAAGAGAAGCCAAAAUUGAUACUAUGCUUGGAGCCUAGAUUCGAAAAUUGUUUUGUCAUCUACACAUAAUUUUUAUAUCUAUGAUGUGAAAUGGUAUAGUUUUGAUGUUCCUCAAAUGUUGACAGUGCCACUCCGUGAAUUACUACUGAUUUUUGUUAAUUACUUUGUGUUAAGAGUACAUUACUCGUGUAUGACAGAAUCUAAUUUUGUUAAAAAAAAAUAGAAUGGCCUAACGAUUAGGCCUGCCCAACAGUAGUGAAUAUAUCCUUCAAACUUGAGUCGGGUUACUCUUUUAAUAAUGUUUAUCGUAAUUAUUUUCUUUUCUUCUUUUAACUAGACCAGACAUCAAGGGUCAAUUUUGUAUCUCUAUGUGUUAUAUUAUAAGAAAUGCUAAUAUAAUUAUUUAAUGGUAUUUUAUAGGAAAAUCCUCAAUCCUAAAAUUACUUUUGUGAUUAGUUUGUUGGUAUAUGGGUCCUAGAGACAUUCUUUUCGAGGACAUAUAUACAUGAUUACAUUAGUAUUGUAUUAGAUUAUAAUUAUGGUAGUGCAAUUAAUUAAACAAUUAUUUGAUUGUUUGUAAUUUAUUAAUUAAUGUCUCCCUUGAGUUAAUACGGUCAUUAACAGAGUGAGAUGUUAA
Molecule: messenger RNA, 2479 nt
Organism: Striga asiatica
Lineage: Eukaryota; Viridiplantae; Streptophyta; Magnoliopsida; Lamiales; Orobanchaceae
Source: the annotation of a GenBank genome assembly